Molecule: messenger RNA, 807 nt
Organism: Talaromyces marneffei
Lineage: Eukaryota; Fungi; Ascomycota; Eurotiomycetes; Eurotiales; Trichocomaceae
Exons: 3
Coding region: 1-807 (268 amino acids)
Biological process (GO): adenylate cyclase-activating G protein-coupled receptor signaling pathway
Cellular component (GO): plasma membrane
Molecular function (GO): G protein-coupled receptor activity
Source: RefSeq, a predicted model, not a curated record
AUGGCGUUAGACGUUUACCUCGUUGUUUAUCGCCGCUUCGAAGCGGAAGCUUUGCGCAGGCUUGAGAUCUACUACAUUACUAGCAUUACAUGUAUUGUGGCAAUUCCUGCUGUCGUAUUUCUCUUCAUUCACACUCCAGAGAAAGGGCCCAUGUAUGGAAGUGUGACGUUCUGGUGUUCAAUUUCUCCAAACUGGGUUCUCUUCCGAAUUCUGUUCUAUUACGGACCUAUCUGGUUCCUCAUUCUUAUCGUUAUGAUUCUGUAUAUCCUCGUCGGGGUCAAAGUCAUCAAGCUUCGACAUCAAUUCAUUGCUUCACAUGCUGAUCACAUUGCUCUUUCUUCCAAUGUCUCCAUCAACAACCACUCUUUUGACCAUUCCAACACCUCUGUCGCCGUCACAGUCGAAGUCGACAUUCAAACCCAGCCCGCACUCUCUUCGGAUGACCAGAAGGGACCCCGAUCCUUCAUCAACCAACCCUCUUCGCCCUCCCCCGUCAUCUUCAAUCACGAACAUUCCAGACAGUCUCACGUAUCUUUUAGACAGUACAUCCUCAUGCCAAUGGUUUUCUUCCUCGUUCUUCUGGCCACAUGGGUUGCCCCCACGAUCAAUAGGAUUUCGGCAUUGGUGAAUCCGAACCAUUCAUCGUAUUCGCUGAUGGUCGCUGUUGGGGCCAUGGGAUCAUUGCGCGGGUUCUGGAACGGGGUUGUGUUUAUUUCGAUUGGGAUGAAAAGUUGGAGGAGAGAAUCAAGGUUCCAGAAAUGGAGACCUGGUGAUAAGGUGAAGGAUAUGGCCAGGCUUCCUAGAUAG